AUGGCGCGCUUUGCGGCAGCGUUCGCCGUUCUUAUCGAUGCCGGCGCGGAUCUCGAGGCGCAGGAUUUUGAUGGGCUGACAGUCCUUCUGCAAGCAGCCAAGAACAGACAGCCGGAGAAAAUGCGGUUCCUGAUGGCUGCUGGAGCGCAGAUUGACGCCGUGUCGUCUGUGUAUGGCAACGUCUUGCACAUCGCGGCGGCGUUCACCGACGUUGCAUUGCUCGAGUUCUUGGACAGCAUCGACCUGAGCAUGACCGAUGUAGAACACGCCACUGAGAAACGCGGUACGCCGUGGGGCGUGCUGAGGUUUGUCAUGACGCGCAGCGAGCUCGAGCUCGGGCUCGAGAUCCUCAACCGGCCGACGAAGGAGGUUGCGCGUCGGUUUACCGCCUUGUUCCGGAAGGUGAGAGAUCAAAACCUUCAGCACGACUUUGACAUCCUCGCGACCGUCCUGGAAUCGCUGCGGCUGAAGGAGGGAGGAGUGGCUUUGAAACAUCUUGCUCCGCUGAUUCAGCUGAAAGAAUCGUGA
Messenger RNA from Lasiosphaeria miniovina, 528 nucleotides. RefSeq lists its product as uncharacterized. Gene Ontology annotation, molecular function: protein binding. NCBI's taxonomy places the organism in Eukaryota, Fungi, Ascomycota, Sordariomycetes, Sordariales, Lasiosphaeriaceae. The transcript has a single exon. The coding region runs from base 1 to 528 and encodes 175 amino acids. The record is from RefSeq and is a predicted model, not a curated record.